AGUUCAUGGAAGUUAUAAAGUUGCAUUUGCUAAACUUGAGGAACGUUUCGAGGAAGAGAAAUUGCAAGCAUGGAGAGAGGCUUUGAUGAGAGUAGCCAAUCUACCCGGUUGGGCUUCAAACGAGUUUAGGUUCGAAUCAAGUUUAAUCGACACAAUUGUUGAUGUGGUGAUUAAGAAACUCAAUGAUUCAUCUGUGUCAAGGGAUGAUUAUUUACAGGGCCUGGUCGGAGUUACCGAACGCAUCGAGCAAAUUGAAUCACUGUUACAUAUUGGCUCAUUAGACGUUCAUAGUAUAGGUGUUUGGGGCACAGGUGGUGUAGGUAAAACAACCCUUGCUCGUGUUGUAUUUUACCGGUUAUCUUCUCAAUUUGAAGCUUGCUGCUUUCUCGAAAAUGUCCGUGAGGAAUCGAAGAAGCGUGGGCCAGAUCAUUUUAAAAAUAAACUUUUUCGUGAAUUGUUGAAGGUUAGGAUUCACAGCGUCACACUGCAGUUUGAAAAAGAUAGGCUCCGCCGUAAAAAGGUUCUAAUUGUCUUUGAUGAUGUAGAUGAUCCUGAACAACUGGAACAUUUGUACAAUGCUUCGUGGUUUGGUCCUGGAAGCAGAAUUAUUAUAACAAGUAGAGAUAAACAAGUUCUAAGGAAUAUUGGAGUAAGAAGAACGUUCAAGGUAGAGAGAUUAGAUUAUUUUCUAGCUCUUGAACUUUUUUCUCUCCAUGCUUUUAAAAAGAGCUCUCCUACCGCUGAUAAAGGUGAGUUGUCAAGAAGGAUAGCAAAAUAUGCCGGAGGUGUUCCAUUGGCGCUUAUAGUUUUGGGCCGCCACGUUUAUUCUAAAAGCAUAAAAGAAUGGCAAAGUACAUUGGAUAAACUGCAAAAGAUUCCUGACAAGAAAAUUCAGAGUGUGUUGAGAAUAAGCUAUGAUUCACUUGAGGAGACAGAGAAAGAUAUAUUUCUUGACAUCGCGUUUUUCUUCAAAGGAGAGAAUAGAGAUCGUAUAGAAGAAAUACUAAAUGGUUGCGAUCUCUUUGCGACUGCAGGAAUAAGUGUUCUCAUUGACAAGGCUCUACUAAUUGUUUCUCAGGAUUCAAAUAUGAUAUGGAUGCAUGAUUUGAUACAAAUGAUGGCUUUUGAGAUUGCGCGCCCCCAGUCUACUAAUCAAGAUCCCAAAAUUGGUAGUAGGAUAGGGACUGGAGACGAUUUUUAUCAUGCACUAAAAAAUGAUAGAGGAAUUGAAAAUAUUACAGGAAUAUCUUUGGAUACGUCAAUUUUUAAUCGAGAAAUUAGCUUGUUGCCCACAACCUUUUCAAAGAUGUGUGAAUUAAGAUUGCUCAAAAUCACUGGUGGCAAGCUAUGCCUUCCUCAUGGUCCUCUCAUCUUUCCAAACGCGCUCAAAUAUCUCGAAUGGCAUUCAUAUCCUUUAAAGUCAUUGUCAACAAAUUUUACAGCCGAGAUGCUUGUUGCACUUGAUAUGCGCGGAAGCCAGCUUGAAAAACUUUGGGAAGGUGCCCCGCAUUUAGAUAAUUUAAAAAGAGUCGAUCUGUCGGGCUCCAUGUACCUAACUCAAGUUCCAGAUCUCUCACUUUCUCCAAAUCUUGAGAGCAUAACACUUCAGUACUGCGUACGUUUGAUCGAAGCUCCGUCAUAUAUCGAACAUCUUGAGAAGCUUAAAGAGCUUUCUCUCAUAGGCUGCCCAUCCCUUUGCAAGCUAUCAGCGCUUCCAAGGAAUUUAAGAACAUUAAAAGUGCUCACUGGACCAAUUCAGCUUGAUCAAACCGAUUGUUCUUGUAGCAACAACAUUACAUGGUAUCCCUCUUUUGAGUUUUCAUCAAAGUUGGAAAGAUUUCCAAUCAUCCCAGAGCUCAUCAAGUCCAUAAGGACUCUCAAAUUAGAUUUUGCGGCAAUUAAAGAGCUGCCUUCGUCAAUAAGCAACUUAUCCGGGCUCAAAACAUUAAGCCUGAAAUUUUGCCAAAAUCUUGAGUUUCUCCCUGAUAGCAUCCAUUGUUUAAGGUCUUUACGCAAACUCAAAAUUGCUUUUUGUCGAAAUCUUAAAUCAUUACCAAUACUUCCUUCGUCGUCUCUAAUAUUUCUUGAUGCGACGUGUUGCGCCUCGUUGAAGACGAUGUCAAAUUCAGUAACUUCGAUCAAACAAAAUUGGGAUGAUCUCCAUAAUAGACGAUAUAAGUGGGAAGAGUUCAAAUUUUGGGGUUGCGGAAUGUUGGAUGAGAACGCACACAAUGCUCUUAUGGAUGAAGCACUGUUUAGAAUUUUGCGUUUGGCAACUUUAGUAAAUAAAUACGGACUCUAUCAUAAUGCUCUUGAUGAAGAUGAAGGUGACACGUUGGCGCGGGUAUAUAAUAAAAUUUUCUGGUCAGAAAGCAAAAUUCCGAGGUGGUUUAGUCAUAAGAGUGAGGAAUCUUCGAUAUGUAUGAACGUUCCACAUCCUGAUCAAUGGUAUAACAACAGCUACUUGGGUCUUGCCGCUUGCGUCAUUGUUGAGUUCGAUGACCUCUCAACGACUAAACCGAUCUCUUUAGAAGUUUAUUGGGAGUCCGUUUACACGUUCCCUAAUGGAGAUUCAUGGAGUCAGAGAAGAGUUGUGCAAUUUGAUCUUUCAUAUGAAUAUCAUGUUCAUGGUAUUCGUGAAUGUUGUACUACUCUUUUCGAGGAUUUAAUUCGCGAAGAUCUUCAUUAUGACUCUGUGAAUAAUUCCAAACACGUGUUUCUUUUUAUGGACAAUACUUAUGGUGAGUUCCUUAUAUUGGACAAUGGGAAACUUGAUGCAAAUGGGAAUAAGUUCCCCCGUGCCGCCACACUUGAUUUUGACUAUUUUUCUGAAGAAUGGAGUGAGUACCUCAAAGCAGACGAAGAAACAUUUGAUGCAAAUGGGAAUAAUGCUACAGCAACUUUCUCCUUUGAUUUGUCUGAAGAAAGUAAGGGAUUUGCAAAACUCAACAAGUGCGGGGUUCACUUCUUAUAUACUCAAGAGGCAGAGAGAUUUGGUUUUGUAGAACAAACUAACAACGAUGAUGGAGAGUCUGAAUCGAGCAAAGAUGAAAGCAUUCAUUCUGAAUCAGAUCAAGAAGAAAGCAAGGAAUCACUCCCUAAUCAUUCUGAAUCAGAUCAAGAAGAAAGCAAGGAACCACUCCCUAAGAGAAUCAGGACAUAA
This is a messenger RNA of Morus notabilis, 3163 nucleotides long. RefSeq names its product disease resistance protein RML1B-like. Lineage: Eukaryota; Viridiplantae; Streptophyta; Magnoliopsida; Rosales; Moraceae. The record is from RefSeq and is a predicted model, not a curated record. Gene Ontology annotation, biological process: defense response. Gene Ontology annotation, molecular function: ADP binding. The coding region runs from base 86 to 3163 and encodes 1025 amino acids. The transcript is spliced from 5 exons.